AUGAAAUGCAAUGUCAGUACUCUUCAGUAUACAGAGCUUCCUCAAACUUUACUGAUUUUCUCAUUAAUUUUUUUUAUAGUAAAUGAAAUAAAUUUUUUCUGGACCUUUCCUUAUUAUCUCGCUCAUUCUAUUGUGGGUACACUGGCUUUCACCCAGAAGUCAGAGCUCACUAAUUAUCACCUAACUCCUUUAGGGAAGAAACCAUAUGGAUGCAGUGAAUGUGCAGUGAACGCUUUUGAACCACUCGUGACUGUGCUUCAGAGAACUUGUGCAGGAAGGAAAUCCCAUGAAUGCACUGAUUGUAGGAAAGCCUUUCCCAGUAAGGUGAAGCUAAUAAGUAAAGCUACUCAUCAGCAGACUCACACAAGGGAGAGACCGUUCGGGUGCAGUCAAUGUCAAAAAGCCUUCGUUACAAAGUCAGCACUCAGCUGCCAUCAGAAAACUCAUCAUAGAGAAGGGAAAUCCUAUGCAUGCAGUAAAUGUGAGAAAGCUUUUCCUUGGAAGUCAAAACUUGAAUUACAUCAGAGAACUCAUUCGGGAGAGAGACCUUUCAGAUGCAGAGUAUGUGAUAAAGCCUUCAUGGUUCAGACACAUCUGACUGUACAUCAGAGAACUCACACAGGAGAGAGACCAUAUAAAUGCUUGGAUUGUGAAAAAGCGUUCUCAAAAAAGGCUCAGCUCGUAAUCCAUCAGCGAAUUCACACAGGAGAGAGACCAUACAGAUGCAGUCAAUGUCAGAAAGCGUUCAUUACAAAGUCAGCACUCAUCUAUCAUCAGAAAACUCGUCAUAGUGAAGGAAAAUCCUAUGGAUGCGGUAAAUGUGGGAAAGCUUUUCCUUGGAAGUCAAAACUCACCUUACAUCAGAGAACUCAUUCGGGAGAGAGACCUUUCAGAUGCAAAGUAUGUGAUAAAGCCUUCAUGGUUCGGACACAUCUCACUGUGCAUCAGAGAACUCACACCGGAGAGAAACCAUAUGAAUGCUUGGAUUGUGAGAAAGCGUUCUCAAAAAAGGCUCAACUCAUGGUUCAUCAGCGCAUUCACGCAGGAGAGAGACCCUAUGAAUGCAGUCAGUGUCAACAAGCCUUCAUCCAGAGGUCAGAUUUAACUAAUCAUAAGAAAACUCAGCAUGCAAUAGGGAAAUCUCAUGGAUGCGGUGAAUGUGGGAAGGUUUUGUCCUCUAAGUCAACUCUCGUUAUACAUCAGAGAACCCAUACAGGUGAGAAGCCCUUCAAGUGCAGUGUAUGUGAUAAAGCCUUCACAUCAAAGGCACAUCUUAUUGUCCACCAGAGAAUUCACACAGGAGAGAAACCAUAUGAAUGUUUGGAUUGUGAGAAAGCCUUCUCCACUAAGGCACAUCUUAUGAUUCACCAGCGAAUUCACACAGGAGAGAGACCCUAUGAAUGCCGUGAAUGUCAACAGGCUUUCAUCCAGAAAUCAGGUCUCACUAACCAUAUGCAAAAUUGUCAUGCAAGAGUGAAAUCUCAUGGCUGCAGUGAAUGUGGAAAGGUUUUGUCCUGUAAGUCAACUCUCAUUAUACAUCAGAGAACCCAUACCGGUGAGAAGCCUUUCAAAUGUAACGUAUGUGAUAAAGCCUUCACGGCUAAAUCGUAUCUCACUGUCCAUCAGAGAACUCAUACAGGAGAGAGACCAUAUGAAUGCUCUGAUUGUAAGAAAGCAUUUGCUACUUUGUCAACUCUCAUAGGUCACCAGAGGACUCACACAGGAGAGAGGCCCUAUGGAUGCAAUGAAUGCCAAAAAGCCUUCUUUCGGAAGUUAGCUGUUCUUAAUCAUCAGCAAACUCAGCAUAGAGGAAAAGUGUCUAUGCAGUGACCAUAGGAACAUGAGAAAUAGGUUUUGAUGAGUCAGUCCUCUCUGUUCAGAGAACUCAUUCAGAAUAGAAAUGCCAUGAAUGCUGUGAUUAUAGUAGACCUUUCUGAAACUUCAAUAGGAAGUAAACCUUAUAGAUGCAAGGAAAGUUGUAAGCCUUUCAUCCGAAGACUCCUCUCAGUAUACCACAGGGAUCUCACCAAAAGAGAGAAACAUUAUAAAUGCAGUGAUUGUCAAAAAUUUCAUUCGGGGGCCUCUGGGUGGCUCAGUCAGUUAAGCGUCAGACUUCAGCCUAGGUCAUGAUCUCGCCAUUCCAGAGUUCGAGUCCCACGUUGGGCUCUGUGCUGACAGCUCAGAGCCUGGAGUCUGUGUCAGAUUCUGUGCCUCCCUCCCCCCUUCAAAAGUAAACAAACAUUUAAAAAAUGUCAUUUGGAAGACGCUGUGCAUUUAGGAGGCAAUACCCGUGAGAUGCAAGGAAAGUGGGAAAUCAAUUUCAAAUCAUUUUCAAAGCACAUUUGUUAUACUUUAGGGUAUUCGUUCAGGAGAGGGACCCUAGAGUUGCAGUGAGUGUAGAAAAGCCAAGGAAAAUCACAUCUCAUUGUACAUAAAAUAAAAAUUACAAGAAGGUUGUGAUAAAGGACUUACCAUUCUCUGGAAAGUCAGACUCGUUGACCAUCUUGUGCAGGAGAGAAAUACUGUGAAUGUGAUACAGUCCUCCAAUUAAUGCAUAUCUUUGUACAUCAACAAACUUGUGUAGGAGGAAAACCCUAUUAAUGUAGCAAAUGUAGUAAAGGCUGCAUCUAGACGUCAGAGCUCACUAAUUAUCUGCAAACUCAUAUAGUAGGUAAAUCCUUUGGCCACAAAACUCAUUGCAUAGCAAGAAAGAAAUGCCAUUAAUUACACUGAUUAUCUAAAAUGCUUUAUUUACAAUGGGGUUCCUGGGUGGCUCAGUCGGUUAAGUUUCCGGCUUCGGCUCAGGUCAUGAUCUCACAGUUUGUAAG
Panthera uncia (snow leopard) is the source of this 2828-nucleotide messenger RNA. Its product is annotated as zinc finger protein 268-like. NCBI's taxonomy places the organism in Eukaryota, Metazoa, Chordata, Mammalia, Carnivora, Felidae. The record is from RefSeq and is a predicted model, not a curated record. The coding region runs from base 1 to 1830 and encodes 609 amino acids. Gene Ontology annotation, molecular function: RNA polymerase II cis-regulatory region sequence-specific DNA binding; DNA-binding transcription factor activity, RNA polymerase II-specific. The transcript is spliced from 2 exons. Gene Ontology annotation, biological process: regulation of DNA-templated transcription.